AUGGCAGCAGCUUCACUGCUCCGGUUUGACGAGCGCGUCGUCAUUGUCACGGGGGCUGGAAACGGCUUGGGUCGCGAGUAUGCGCUGGCCUUUGCGAAGCGGGGUGCGCGCGUCGUCGUGAACGAUCUAGGCGGCUCAGUCAGCGGCGAUGGCUCAUCAAAUCGGGCAGCCGAUACUGUGGUUGAUGAGAUUCGUGCAGCCGGUGGCACGGCCGUGGCCAAUUACGACUCUGUUGUCAAUGGCCAGGCUGUAGUGGACACUGCUAUCAAGGCAUUUGGCCGCGUGGAUGUGGUCGUCAACAACGCAGGAAUCCUGCGGGAUCGCUCCUUCAGCAAAAUGACCGAGGGUGACUGGGAUAUCGUGCAUCAGGUUCACCUCAAGGGCAGUUUUGCCGUGUCACGAGCGGCUUGGCCCCACAUGCGCAAACAAAAAUAUGGCCGCAUCAUCAUGACGGCCUCAACGGCUGGAAUCUACGGCAACUUUGGCCAGGCCAACUAUUCCGCUGCCAAGCUGGGCCUGGUUGGUCUCUCCAACACGCUGGCCUACGAGGGCGCCAAGUACAACAUCCAUUGCAACGCGCUAGUUCCCACUGCUGGCUCACGGUUGUCAGCAUCGGUCAUGCCUGAAGACUAUGCCAAUGCCAUGAAGCCGGAGUACGUGGCACCGGUGGUGCUAUUUCUUUGUCAUGAAAGCUGCGAGGCCAACCGUGGUGUGUACGAGACUGGUGCUGGGUGGGUUGCAGCCCUCAAAUGGCAGCGCACGGAGGGAGCCAAGCUUCAGUCCGCAGAGUCGUCCAUCUCGCCGGAGAAAGUGCGUGACGUGUGGGAUAGCAUCAAUGACUUUGCAACGGCGUCAACUGUCGACUCGAUGAACGGCACUGCCAGCUUGGCGGCUAGCCCUGAAGCCAAUGUGCAGCAGUUUGAUCGCAAGCAGGCGCUGAGCCAUCGCUUUCCAACCACUUCCUACGUGGUUUCGCCGCGCAAUGCGGCUCUCUAUGCCCUCAGUGUGGGAUGCAACCCCUCCGCCCACCCCGAGGAGCUGCGCUACGUGUAUGAGGGUCACAGCGAGUUUGGCACGCUGCCCACCUUUGCUGUCAUUCCUGCCCAGGUGAUGACCGGUUUGCCAGGCUUGCGCUUCAACCCCAUGCAGCUCUUGCAUGGAGAACAGAGCGUCACGAUUCACCGGCCACUGCCUACAGAGGGCAAACUCGUCUCUCAAGCUUCUUUCGUUGAUAUUCUCGACAAGGGUCGUGGUGCACUGGCCAUUCUCAAGGUGGAAACUCGUGCGGAGGCUGGCGAGCUGUUGGUCACCAAUGUCUUCUCAUUGUUCAUCCGCGGCCUCGGCAACUUUGGAGGCCCCAGCACAAACGAUGCAAUUCCCGGCAACGUGCCUGUGCCACAAGGGGCACCUACGCAUGUGUUUUCCGAAAAAACUCCGACAAACCUGGCCGCGCUCUAUCGCUUGACGGGCGACGUAAAUCCCUUGCACAUUGAUCCAGAAAUGGCCAAGGUGGCGGGCUUUCAACAGCCUAUUCUGCAUGGGCUGUGUACAUACGGCACGGCCGCGCGCCACGUGAUUGCUCAGUGCUUGGGUGGUGAUGCUUCGCGCGUGCACGUGGUUCGGGGACGAUUUGCGGCGCCGGUGUUUCCUGGCGAGACACUGGAGACAUCGAUGUGGGUGCGAAGCAGUCGCAUCCACUUUCAGACCCGAGUGGUGGAGCGCGAUGAGGUGGUGCUUUCUCACGGUUACGUGGACAUCGUGCCGAGCUCUUCAUCAAACCCUAGCGCGUCUUUGCCAUCCAAGCCUGAGGUGGUGGAGGUCUUUGAGCGCAUGCAGGCCAAUCUCUCGCAGGAGUUGGUGCGCCAGGUCAAUGCUGUCUUUACGUUUGCCCUCAAGUCGGCACAAGGUUCAGAUUCACGCUGGGUGGUGGAUCUCAAGUCGGGCGCCGGUGCCAUUCACCCGCCGGGAGCCCAGCUUGAAGGAUUAAAAGUGGACACGACGUUGAAACUGAGUGAGGACGACUUUGUCAAGUUGGCGCGGGGCCAGCUGAAUGCCAUGCAAGCCUUUAUGCAAAACAAACUCAAAGUCUCGGGCAACAUGAUGCUGGCACAAAAGUUGUCUGGUCUUUUUCAAACCCAGGCCAAGCUGUGA
Messenger RNA from Monosiga brevicollis MX1, 2151 nucleotides. RefSeq lists its product as uncharacterized. The transcript has 20 exons. Gene Ontology annotation, molecular function: oxidoreductase activity. Lineage: Eukaryota; Choanoflagellata; Craspedida; Salpingoecidae. The record is from RefSeq and is a predicted model, not a curated record. The coding region runs from base 1 to 2151 and encodes 716 amino acids.